AUGGAAUAUUUUCGUUCUUUGGAUAUUUUCAUAGCAUCUGCAUACCUGAAAGUCAUGAUGAGCUUCAAGGCCCCACCAACACAACAACAGCUGGCAAGAAGUAACCUGCUGAAAGAUGAAGCCUUGGCCAUCUCUGCUCUCGAGGACCUGCCCUUACAACAUUUCCCACCACUCUUCAAGGAUGCAUUCACCAGCAAACAACCUAACAUCCUGAGGCAGAUGGUGGCAGCAUGGCCCUUCCCAUGCCUUCCUGUGGGAGCCCUGAUGGACAUGCCUCACCUGGAGUCCUUGAAAGCUCUGCUUGAUGGCCUGGAUUUGCUGUUGGCACAAAAGGAUCAACCCAGAUGGAAAGUACAAGUGCUUGAUUUACGAGAUGCCCACCAUAACUUCGGAAAGGUUUGGGCUGGAAGACAGCAUAUCAUUUGCUCUCCAGAUGUAAAUGGCAACAACCAAGCAGUGGGAAAUCAUCGCAUCCUAGGUGGGAAACAGGCCAUGACUGUAUUGAUGAACUGUUUCCUCAGGUCCCACUGUCCCUCCAAAUAUCUAAAAUAUGUUUAUCGGUGGGCCAAGCAGAGGAAAGCUGUGAUACAGGUGAUCUGUCAGAAGUUAGAGUUUCGGGACUUUCCUGCCUAUGACCCACUGGAUGUUUUGGAGGUUUUUGAUACAGGUUCAAUCCAGAAAUUGGAAAUAAACACAUGCUGGGACAUUCACACCCUUGCUUUGCUAGCCCCUGGCCUGGGCCUGAUGAAAAACCUCCAGAAACUCACUUUCAAGGAAAUCUAUGUCCCUGUGCAUUUGCCUCAGGACCAAGAGAUGGAAGCCUGUUGUUUUACAGAGAUCUUUUCCCAGUUCUCCAAACUGAAUAAGCUCCAGCAUCUCUAUUUGAUUGAUGUCUACUUCCUGAAUGGUCGCCUGGACCAAGUGCUCAGUUGUUUGGAAUGUCAAUUAGAGACCCUUGCUAUCACUCACUGCAUGCUGUCACAAUCAGAUAUGAGGUAUCUGUCCCAGUGUCCAAGCAUCCAGAAGCUCAAACACCUGGACCUGAGUGGUGUCACCUUCCUACAUUUAAAUGAUCCAUUUCUAGGAAGCCUGCUACAAAGACUGACAGCUACUCUGCAGACAUUAAAAUUGAAGGGCUGUAUGAUCAUGGAGAUGCAAAUCAGUGCCUUCCUGCCUGCACUGAGCCGGUGUUCCCAGCUCACUGAAUUCAAUUUUGUGAAGAACUUAUUGUCAAUGAGCAGCCUGAAGAAGCUGCUGCAGCAUACUGCCAACCUCACACAGCUGACCCUGGAGAAGUACCCUGCCCCUGAUGAAGUCUAUGAUGACAUUGGUGAUGUUAUUCCACACAGAUUUGUACAGCUUUGUUCUGAGCUUAUGGGCACACUCAAGGGUAUAAGGCAGCCAAAACAGGUCUAUUUUGAUCACAGGCAGAUGUAA
Molecule: messenger RNA, 1437 nt
Organism: Arvicanthis niloticus (Nile rat)
Lineage: Eukaryota; Metazoa; Chordata; Mammalia; Rodentia; Muridae
Source: RefSeq, a predicted model, not a curated record